GGAAGUCUUUUCCCGUGUUACGCGCGGGCAAGUGAGCAAGGUGUGAGGGGGCCGGAGUUUUGUUUUCUUGUGGGGACAGGAAGCGGUCGCAGAGUCAGUGUAGGAGAUUGUUUCAUUGGUAAUUCAGCAGCGGGUGAAGGCACUGCAGCCGCGGGUUCAAGUCCCAUCGCAGUCACAUCUUUCUGACAUUCAAAUUACAUCGAAUUCACAGAUACCCAAGGAUCAGUGUGAUCAUCUUUCCUCAACAUGGGUGGUCUUGGAUGGAGAAGCAGAUCAAAUGUCAUAUUUAUUCUCGGUAUCAUCUUCGCCCUGUCUUGUCCAAUUACCCAAGCAGCUAGAAUAUUGGUCGUGCCAGUUGAUGGAAGUCACUGGAUCAAUAUGAAAAUUCUAAUGGAAGAGCUGAACCUUCGUGGCCACAACAUGACUGUGCUUUGUUACUCCGCAAACUGGUACAUCAAAGAGAGACCCGAUCUGUAUCAAACCAUCACAGUUCAAGCACAAGAAAACAUUGAAGCAGCUUCAAGGAAAGAAGUGAUGGAAACAUUUGUGCAAAUGUCACUGGACAGGUUACAGAAUGGUCACACACUAUGGGGCAACAUAAUGUUACAAAUUCGAAUGCUUAUGUUUAAGUACAAUUUCCAUAGAAUUUAUCAAAAUUUCAACAUUGCGAUUUUUGAAAACAAAACCUUGUUGAAUCAAUUUGAAAAUGCAAACUUUGACCUAAUACUCACAGAUCCUAUAUUUGGUACUGGGCCAAUGCUUGCGUAUUAUUUAAAAGUGCCGCUGGUGUACAACAUACGAUGGCAGAUCAAUGGGGAAGCCCAUUUUCUCACUGCCCCGUCACCACUUUCCUACAUCCCACUUCCUGGCUCACAUCUCACAGACAAAAUGGAUUUUCUCCAAAGAACAAAAAAUGUCAUUCACAGUCUCUUUCACCACUUGAUUUCUGAAUUUAUGAUGUAUCCACUUUAUAAUGAAAUCUGCCAUCGGUAUCUGGGACCAGACACGGACAUCAAGUCGAUUCUCCUCAGAGCUGAUGUGUGGCUGAUGAGGGUGGAUUUUGUGUUUGAAUUCCCAAGACCCACCAUGCCAAACAUUGUGUACAUCGGAGGCUUCCAGUGUAAACCAGCACAGCCUCUGGCAGCAGAGUUUGAGGAGUUUGCCCAAAGCUCACGGAAACAUGGACUUGUUGUAAUGUCAUUGGGUGCCAUUGUCGACUCUUUACCAAUGGAGAUUACAAUGAAAAUAGCAGAAGCUUUAUCUCAAAUCCCCCAGAAGGUUAUCUGGAGAUAUGAUGGUGAGACCCCUCCCAAUAUAGGGAAUAAUACACUGUUGGCAAAAUGGAUCCCUCAGAACGACCUGCUGGGUCACCCCAACACACGAGCCUUUGUUUCACACGGAGGCACCAAUGGGAUUUAUGAAGCCAUCUACCAUGGGGUGCCAGUGGUCGGCAUGCCUCUGCUUUUUGACCAGUUUGACAAUUUACUCAAGCUCGAAUCCCGAGGAACAGCAAAAGUGAUCAACAUUGCAACGAUGCACUCCACAGAUCUGUUGCAGGCACUCAACGAGGUGAUAAACGACGCAUCUUAUGGGGACAACAUGAAGAGACUCUCCGCUCUUCAUCGGGACCAGCCAGAGUCGCCAAUGGAGAGAGCCGUUUUCUGGGUUGAGUACGUUGCCCGACACAAAGGAGCAGGGCAUUUGCGCUCAGAAUCCCACCGACUCCCCUGGUACGCUUACUAUUGUGUAGAUGUGAUGAUCUUUCUGUUGUCUGUGUUACUCCUGCUCACUGUGUUGGUGGUUGGAACACUGAAGAAACUUUGUCGUAUUGCACAUUGUCUGCAUCUAAGAACCUCGGUGGGGAACCAAAUCAACUGGAGACGAAGGACCACAGAUGUUCCCGGGGGUUUCUACGGGUGUCGGUCUUACAAGAUAGAGCUCAGUUGUCUCCCUUCCAAUCCCAGUAACAUCUGUAACCUCUUGCACUUUCAGCUGUUGAUGGUGUCCCAGCGAGGCCUGCCAAAAAAGACCAAUGUAAAGAGGUUACUUAAACAAACAGGUUCACUUCUUAAUAAACAGACAACUCACAACACGGUUUGGUAGAUCAAUUCAAAAUUU
Molecule: messenger RNA, 2118 nt
Organism: Leucoraja erinaceus (little skate)
Lineage: Eukaryota; Metazoa; Chordata; Chondrichthyes; Rajiformes; Rajidae
Product: UDP-glucuronosyltransferase 2C1-like
Exons: 3
Coding region: 247-2103 (618 amino acids)
Molecular function (GO): UDP-glycosyltransferase activity
Source: RefSeq, a predicted model, not a curated record